AUGUUUUCGCAUGAUCAAAACAUCGGUAGAUGGCUGCAAGAGUUGGACUCGGAGUCGGAGUUUGAAGGAAGUUGCAAUGAAUUACAAAAUGAAGACUGCAGKGACAUAGAAGACGCUUCUGUAGACCAUGUAAUUGAUGGCGAAUGUCAGCCAGAAUCGGAAAUAGAACUAAAUGAGUCAGAACAAUCGCGGUACCUUUUGAAUGACUACCUAUACUUGGGAAAGGACUCUGACAGUGAAGGUUUACCUGUUGAGUACCAYAAACUAGGCAAACCUACCCAGGCUGUUUUGAAAUUGAUAUCUACGAUUGAAGGCACCAACAGAAAUAUAACAACCGAUAAUUGGUUUACAUCAGUUGAGCUUAUGAACAUUUUGAAGAAAAAGCAGCUGACACUCGUGGGUACUCUUAAAAAGAACAAACGAGAAAUUCCUCCUAACUUUCUCCCUAGUCGUCAUCGAAAAGUUGGUUCGYCCAUUUUUGGAUUCACGUCCGAUGCAACAUUGGCAUCUUUUGUGCCAAAGGCUAACAAAUYCGUCCUUAUUCUGUCCAGCAUGCAUCAUACUUCCAACAUUGAUCCUAAUACUAAAAAACCAGAAAUGGUGAUGUUUUAUAACAGCACAAAGGGCGGAGUAGACAUGUUGGAUCAAAAAUGUGCCAUUUACUCCACUUCUCGGCGAACGCAGAGAUGGSCAAUGGCGAUCUUCUAUAGAAUGCUAGAUAUUUCUGCUGUAAAUGCAUAUAUCAUAAGCGAGAUGAACCAAACACAGGAAAAGGUACUUCGGUUUAAUUUUAUGAAGAAGUUAGCUGAAGAUCUCGUGAAACCACAUUUAGAACGCCGUGCAUACCAGAAUGGAUUACACAGAGAACUUCAAGGCGAUAUUCGCCGUGUACUAAAAAUGGAUCAAGUUCCCAGUACAUCGCUGGCCAACAACGUAGAAAAAUUUGAAAAACGUAAAACCUGUUCACUAUGUGAUCCCAAAAAGAAACGCAAGACAUUCCACAUGUGUUUUGAAUGCAAAAAUCCAAUUUGUAUUGAAUGUUCCCAAAGAAUGUGUAUACCAUGCCGCCAAAAAUUGUGA
This is a messenger RNA of Bactrocera latifrons, 1080 nucleotides long. RefSeq lists its product as uncharacterized. The coding region runs from base 1 to 1080 and encodes 359 amino acids. The record is from RefSeq and is a predicted model, not a curated record. The transcript is spliced from 2 exons. Lineage: Eukaryota; Metazoa; Arthropoda; Insecta; Diptera; Tephritidae.